GUGAUAGCAAAGGACUUGUACAGGGUUCUAAGAGAGAAAUUGGGAGCAAAUUGGAAUUCAUUUAUUUCUGAAAAAGUCACUUCUGUCCCUGGUGACAUUACACUUGAGAACUUGGGAGUGAAAGACUCAAACUUGGUGGAAGAGAUGUGGAGAGAAGUAAACAUUGUAGUUAAUGUAGCUGCAACUACCAACUUUGAUGACAGAUAUGAUGUUUCAUUGAGUCUCAAUACAAUGGGAGCCAAGCAUGUUUUCAACUUUGCAAAGAAAUGUGCUAAGAUAAUGAUGCUCCUCCACGUAUCUACCGCUUAUGUAUCUGGUGAAAGGGCUGGACUCAACUUAGAGAAACCCUUUUACAUGGGCGAGACAAUUAAUGGGACUCUUGGAUUGGACAUUGAAAUGGAGAAGAAAAUUGUGGCAGAGAGGUUGAGUGAGCUUAGGGGAAAAGAGACUACAGAAGCAGAAAUUACCUUGACAAUGAAGGAUUUGGGUAUUGAAAGCAGAGCAAGGAAGUAUGGAUGGCCAAACACAUAUGUAUUUACAAAGGCAAUGGGAGAGAUGCUUUUGGGAGAAAUGAAAGAAAAUGAAAUGCCAAUUGUCAUCCUCCGACCCACCAUCAUUACUAGUACUUACAAAGAACCCUUCCCUGGCUGGAUUGAAGGUUUGAGAACGGUUGACAGCUUAAUUGUUGGUUACGGCAAAGGGAAAUUGACAUUCUUCCCUGGUGAUCUAGAAUGUAUACUUGAUUUGAUACCAGCUGACAUGGUGGUGAAUUCAAUGGUGGUUGCAAUGGCGGCUCAUGCAAAUAAGCCUAAUUGUCGUGAGAUGAUGAUAUACCAAGUGGGAUCUUCAGUAUCAAAUCCAAUAAAAUUAGAAUAUAUUAAAGAUUACAGCCAAAGUUACUUCAAAAAGCAUCCAUGGAUUGGUAGGGAUGGCAAGCCUAUCAAAGUUGGCCAAGUUACACUCCUCACCUCCAUGGCUACCUUCCACAAAUACAUGGCCAUUCGUUAUUUGCUUCCACUCAAGGGAUUACGUGCAGUAAACACAACAUUUUGCCAUUAUUUUCAUGGCAUGUAUGUCGAUCUUCAUCGAAAGAUCAAAUUCGUGAUGCGAAUGAUAGAGCUUUACCAACCUUACUUGUUCUUCAAGGGCGUCUAUGAUGAUACCAACACAGAAAAGCUACAAAUGACAGUAAAAGAGAGCAGCGUUGAAACAAAAGUAUUUUACUUUGAUCCUAAAAUCAUUAAUUGGGAAGACUACUUCAUGAACAUUCAUAUACCUGGCGUAGUAAAAUCUAUGCUAAUGUGAUGAAAGAAUCACAAGAUCUCAAAAAUUUAUGUUUCAGUGCUUCUGUCAGUGUGUUUUGUGUAUUUUCAAUAAAUGUAUGAAUUUGUUGGCGUAGAUACAUUUUAAAUUUGUCUUUAAUACAAAAAAUCCCUAUUUAUGUUUUUCUAGA
Molecule: messenger RNA, 1453 nt
Organism: Camellia sinensis
Lineage: Eukaryota; Viridiplantae; Streptophyta; Magnoliopsida; Ericales; Theaceae
Source: RefSeq, a predicted model, not a curated record